UACUCUUCAAUUAAUAGUGUCACUUUAUGGAAAACCUUCUUCAGAGUUUCCUCAGUCAAGAUUUUCUGCACAUAAUAGCAAAGAUUUUAGCAACCUGACCAUUUGGAAUGUAGUCCAAGAGGAUGAGGGAAUGUAUCAUUGUGUAAUAGACAACUGGAUUAAACUUGAAUGGAGUGGGACAUAUUUGUUAGUAAAAGGAAACACUGAAAGGACAUCAAACUAUAUUGUUGUACAGCAGCCGAUAGAAUCAAAUCCACUCCGUCCAGGAGACACAGCAACUCUUCAGUGUUCAGUUCUGACAAAUUCUGAGAAAAACAGAUGUUCAGGACAUCAUAAUGUUUUCUGGUUCAGAGAUGGAUCUAAAAAAUCUCUUCCAAACAUCAUCUACACUGAUGGAAACAGAACUGAUCAAUGUGAGAAAAGAACUGACGUUCAGGAUGGAUGUGUUUAUCGCUUCUCUAAGAAGGUCAGCUCAUCUGAUGCUGGGACUUACUACUGUGCUGUGGCCACAUGUGGGGAGAUAUUAUUUGGAAACGGAACUAAAUUGCAUAUUCAAGAAAGCAGUGCGUCAUCACAGACAGCCAGUACAAUUAUUUUUCUGCUCUGCGCUGUCAUGGGUAUAAAUCUCAUUGUUACUGCUGUCCUCAUUUACUUAACCAAAAAAAACAACAACAGUGAUCACAAAGCUCCUGUCCUGCAGAAAAACCUUAGUGAUCAGAAAAGACAACAGAUUAAGGACACACAGAUGUUUUCUGCUGUUGUCUUUGCCGUGAUGAAAGCUGAUAUUUGCAACAAAAAGGCAGCAGAGAAGCAGCAGAUCUACACAGCUUUCUAUUCUCUGGUUCCAGUGAAAACCGCUCAUCUUGGUGAAGCAGCAACUUUAACAUGUGCUAGAACUACUAAAGAGAUCAGCAGUAGAGUCCAGUGGUACAAGCAGAGUGUCGGAGAUACUCUUAAAUUAGUUGUUACAUUUUAUGGAACUACAAAACCUGUGUAUACUCCAGAGUUUCCUGAAUCAAGAUUUGAGGCAAAAAUUGAUAAAAAUUUUGGCAACCUGACUAUUGUGAAGACAGUCCAAGAAGAUGAGGGCUACUAUCACUGUGAGCAAGGCAGUAGUGUUAGUAGUGAAUGGAGAGGGAUGUAUUUGUUAGUAAAAGGAAACACUCAGAGGUCAUCAAACUAUAUCGUUGUCCAAAAGCAGAUGGAAUCAAAUCCAGUCUAUUCAGGAGACACAGCGACUCUCGAGUGUUCAGUCUUCUCUGAUUCUGAGAACAAGACGUGUCCAGGAGAUCAUAAUGUUUUCUGGUUCAGAGCUGGAUCUCAUCCAAACAUCAUCUACACUGAUAGAAAAAGAGAUAAUGAAUAUGAGAACAGAUAUCACCCUCAGAAAAGAUGUGUUUAUCGCUUUUCUAAGAACGUCAGCUCCUCUGAUGCUGGAACUUACUACUGUGCUGUGGCCGCAUGUGGGGAAAUAAUAUCUGGAAAUGGAACUAUACUUGAUAUUCAAGGAGACACUCCGUCGUCACAGCCAGGAAGUACAGUUAUUUUUCUGCUGUGUGCUGUUAUGGGUAUAAUUCUGAUUGUUAUAAUAUGGCGUUAUUUCAGUGCCACUAUUCUGAGCGCACGUAAAAAAAUAUUGCAAGUGCAAGUGUUGCAU
This is a messenger RNA of Oreochromis aureus, 1657 nucleotides long. RefSeq lists its product as uncharacterized. The transcript has 9 exons. The record is from RefSeq and is a predicted model, not a curated record. NCBI's taxonomy places the organism in Eukaryota, Metazoa, Chordata, Actinopteri, Cichliformes, Cichlidae. Gene Ontology annotation, biological process: response to bacterium. The annotation marks the transcript as partial.